AUGAAGAAGGCGUUUCAGAGGCUUAAAGCCAAGUUUAAGCAACCAGAGGGGCCACAGAGCUCAGCCUCCCAGCCAACAUACAAUGUACAAGGUACCACAUUCGAUGAGAGAAGGCAAGCGGGGCAUGCGGUAUCUGGGUCGGUUUCGCAUGGGUUGUUCGUCUUGCAUCCGCCUCCGGAGCUGCCCUGCGACACUGGAUCACUUUCUGUCGACAUCGUUGCCGUCCAUGGACUCAAUGGACAUGCUCGCCGUACGUGGAAAGACGAAGUUGAAGGCUUGCUCUGGCUGGAAGACUUUCUUCCCACAGUCAUGCCGCAUGCGCAAAUAAUGACAUUCGGUUAUGACUCGAGCUUGCUUCUUAGCCACUCCGAAGGUACCAUCGAGGACUUUGCCAGAGACUUGCUCAACAGGCUCUGGAUGAUGAGGCAGUCGCCAGAGACAAAAAAUAGGCCGCUCAUCUUUGUUGCCCAUAGUCUUGGCGGCAUUGUCGUCAAAAAGGCACUUAUCUUGGCACAUGAGAACAACCUCCAGUACGGAAACAUCUUGUCAUCGACUAUCGGCAUAGUCUUCAUGGGCACGCCCCACGACGGUUCUAAUAUUGUCAAUUGGACUUCUUUUCUCCGAAAUGCUGUCCAAAUCAUGUCUGGUACCCAACUUGUGAGGACGGAUCUCAUCAAAGAACUGAGCAGGCACUCCCCAACUCUCCUCAAUAUCUCAAAGUCAUUCCUGCCGCGGUCUGCCGACUUGACAAUCAUGUCCUUCAUUGAGACGCGCUCUGAACCUCCGUUGACAGUUUUGGUAGUUCCGCCUGAAUCUGCCCGGCUAGGGUUGCCGCAGGAGAUGGUCUUCCCGGUCAACACCCAUCACCGAAAUAUCUGUCGUUAUCCUUCAGCAAAAGAUCAGGUAUAUGUCCUCGUCGAAAGUUGCAUCAAGUCCAUUGCUUCUGGCGAAAGCAAGGUCAACCCUGUGGAAACAGCAACUCAUUUAGCCAAAGAGGCUUCUGAAGCAUUUGGAGGGUUACCUGAGGAUAAACGAACUCCUGGUGCCGCAGAAAGAAGCCAUCCAAUUGUCAAAGUAGUUCCAACCAGUUCUCCAGCGAGUUCCAGGACCACUUCGACCUUGGUUUCAGGGAGAGUCUCAUCACUGCUCAAGGCUACAGUGCCUGGGUUCUCUAGUAAAAGUCCUACUGACCGAGGAAGCAAGGCUUCAAUCACUCUGGCUAAUGCGGAUAGUGAGCAUGACAUGGUUAGACUACGAAUCAGCGGAUUGAAACCCAGGAUUUCUGCAGUGGAGCGAGGCUGGACCCAAUGUACAAGGGUAUUUCGAGUCCCUAGCGACACUCCAUUGCGCGAGCUACAAGGCCUCUUAAGAGAAGAGGCGCCAGACCUUACCAUCCCAAGAUUAUUCAAGUUUCCAUGCCGCAAGUCCUCAAUUUCUGAGGAGUGGGUGGACUGCUUUACCUCCAACGUAGAGGUAACUAGUGGUAGACCGUGUUUUAAAGAAUCGCUUGGCUACAAGAUCAAUCAGCACCAAACGGUAGCGGCCUUCUUCAGCAGAAUAUUCCCAACACCGGUCGAGGCCACAAUUCGCAGGUACCCCGGAUGGAUGCAAGACAAUACUGGGUUAAGUCAUUCCGUGACUGUCGGUUGUGAAAAAUCUUCCAGUCUGCAGAUAUCGUUCAUGCGGACAGUGUGCGUGCGGGGAAACGCGAAAGAAGUCAGUCCGCCUCUUGGGCUAGGCACGUUCCCCUUGUUCAACACUCAGGCACACAGAAACGAGCUUCCACCCGAGGUCACCUCGCAAGGAGGUCUAUUUCUUCCGAUGUACGAAAGAGAGGCCAUGUAUAUCUCCUUCGACUGCCCUGACACUACUAAGUUUGCCGUGCGGCCAUACCUCGGAGGCGUGAAUGGGAUUUCCGGAGAAAAUCUGUUCUAUACGACUCCAAAGGAUAGACUCCAAUCUAUCGAAUCACCCUCGGCGCUGCGGGAACAAGAUUACAUUGUCAUCCCGGAGCAAGACCGGCUUGAUGGUGUAGCGGUCCGACCUGGCGUCGUCAAACAAUUCGUCGCAAUGAGGAGAACCCAUGAGGCAAAGGAAGACGCAAAAUCUACGACGCUGUUGAAAAGCCUAACAGAAUCUGGCAAGCAAGCUCUAGACUCCAUGGAAGGCACUCAAGAAGAUGCAGGCACCAUCGAAUGGCAAAUGACCGGAAAAGAUGAUUUCGGGGGGAUCCAGUUACAGAUCAUACCACAGUUCAAAAUUGAACGUAUGUUUGCUGGCAAUAUAAGAGAUGCAUGCCCUCAGACGCAUGGCGGUAAUCUGAGGUCAUAUGGCCCAGUUUCCGAUAUGGCGGUCACGUACGAUGUUUUAAGAACACCAGAGGAGAUGGGUCUUAGGCCGGGAGAGUUCAUUCACCUCAGAAAUCUGGAUCUGGAGUGUGAAAAGAAACGCGACAAGGUAGUGGCCGAUUUGGAGAGCGAGGCCCCGAAACAUUCCGACAUUGUCGAGCUGGAGGCGUUUCGCAACCCUUCACGGGUGAACAUCUUGACCGUGAGGGGAGAGGGGUCGGAUAGAGAUCCUGUUAUUUUCAAGAUUGACGCCGAUGAUAGAUUUGAAGAUUUACAGACAGCUGCGCGAGAAAUCUUCAACAUGCCGGAUUCUGAACUUCAUAUCCCAGGACUUGUUGCCAACAACCCGAGCCUUCAUGUUAGAGUGAAGAGCUGGGAACAGUUCGGUUUUCUUACUGAAUCAGUGGAUACAAGCGAUGGGUUCAGGCAGGGGAGAACGUACAGCCACUUGGACUCCGUGACUUCAGAGUCUCCAGGCGUGAACCAAUUCGAGCUCAUUCUUGCACCCAGCAGCGCCAAACUCCUCUGCCACGUUGACUUUCUAAACGGGGCGAAAGUCUCCUUCUUGACGGUAAAGGCGCCAUUGAUAGUCGAGCUGCCGAUAUCAAGUACCAUUGCCGAUCUCAGGCGAGUAGUCGAGGAUGUGACAGGCUUUUCCACGAAUGGUAUGAGGUUUACCUAUUCUUCUAGCCCCUGUUUAGACCCAGAGAAACCCAUAUUUGGACCCGGAACGCCCAAUACCCUCGAUUUGAUGCCUGCCAUCGCCCUAGAUGACAGUAUCACUAUAACACUGAAAACACUAACUGGCAGAACUAUUCCUCUGUGGGUCCAGCCGGGUGACACAGUUGAUAGUGGUAAGAAUCUGGUCCAGACGCUCGAGGGAAUACCACCGGAUCAGCAAAGAUGGAUUUUCAGUGGUAAGCAGAUGGAGGAUGGGCGUACUUUGAUGGAUUACAAAGUUGGAGAUGGUGAUACACUUCAUCUCGUCCUCCGCCUGCGCGGUGGAGGAUUUCCGACAACGAAGGUGAGGUUGGAUGGCAUCAUUGUCUUCGAUGGUCAGGUAAAGGACGUCGAGACGUUGAAGCAACGAAUCCUCGAUACUCUAGGCAUCCCACCACACCGACAAGACUACGGGGAGCCAGACGACUUCAUCCUUCAAGGUAGCGACCACACCUUUGAACUUCGUAUCGCUGCCCCUGAGCGCGUGACCCUCGGCAUUGGUGCAGGAGGGAACAUUAUCCAAGAUCUUCGCGCAGAUACGUCGAAUCCGCGCAUGUGGGACGUCUCCAAUUCCAGGAUUCUCUACGUCCACCUCAUAAACCUCCGUGAUUUUGAGAACAUCACAGGCAUCCCACCACCGAAGACGCCGGUUUCCAGGAAGGUUUACGCGGAUCUAGGACUGCAGUAUGAGGGGAAUUGGGGAAGCGAAGAUAUGAAGGGCGAGGGGACCAGCUACACCAAAGCUUUUGACCAACUUGUGAGUCUGGAGGACGACGGUGAUGCACUGGGUAAAAGACGAAACCGGCAGUCGGACGACAGUACACUCUAUGAUACAAAGAGAGUUCCUAAGUAUCCCCUCGUGCUACUCGAGGCUGAUCAGACGCUGCCGUGGUUUGAAGGGUUUGAUCGCAAAUCGGGUGACGCACAGCUCCAAUAACCCAUAGCCAAGUAUGGUGGAAAGAUGAAUAAGCAUGAGGUAGCUGGAUAGGGAAAUAGCUUCGCUCAAGAUUAUACCUUUAGUAUGUAGGCGUUGAGAUUCUUUCCAACGGUGUUAGUACCUAUCCUAUCGUGAUGUUUCAAAAAAUCAGCGUAUUAUGCUUAGGUGUCCAAGAACAG
Cucurbitaria berberidis CBS 394.84 is the source of this 4184-nucleotide messenger RNA. RefSeq lists its product as uncharacterized. The transcript has 13 exons. Gene Ontology annotation, molecular function: protein binding. Bases 1 to 4005 code for a protein of 1334 amino acids. Lineage: Eukaryota; Fungi; Ascomycota; Dothideomycetes; Pleosporales; Cucurbitariaceae. The record is from RefSeq and is a predicted model, not a curated record.